GUAUCACACUGUUGGACAGUGCGGCUCUUAGAAAGAACGUGGAUAUGCAAAAACAAUACAAGACUGAAUUUCAGGUAAUUGCAUCUGACACCAUUGCGGCUAAGGCCUCUGCACUCCAGGCUGGUGAAUCGCUGAAGGCCAGUUUCCUGUGUGGUUUAGUUGAAAUGAAUGGAUCUGCUGUAUAUUUAAGUGACACCAGGAAAUCCAGACAUCAGGCCCGAGUGACUCUCCAAUACAAAAUGACAACGAGGUCUGAGCAUCUGACAAUGAACUAUUUAGGACAGCAGGUCUCUUAUCCUGCUGUAUUCGACCAAGGCAAAGCAACCCAUGUGGUCACGGCUGUGUUGUACGGGGCUCAGGCUUUCUUUGUGUUUGAUCGGGAAGUUUCUUCACCUGAGAGCAUAGAAGAGAUACAGGGAAAGAUGAAACUUACGAUAGAAAAAAUACCAAAGAUUUCAGAAGAAGAUGGAGAGUCCAAAAUGGAGGAUAAGGAAAUAGAAAAGACUGAAAAAAUCACUUGUACGUUCUAUGGUGACUUUGGUCUUGAGAACAAUCCAGUUACUUAUCAAGAUGCCAUAAAAGUUUAUUCCACCCUCUCUAAGUUGCUGGGAGCCAAUGGGGAGAAGGCCGUACCAGUGACAGUCUGGCUGUAUCCACUAAUCAAGCAAGAUUCCAGAAGCACUCAGCUGAUACGUGAGAUCAGCGUAAUGCUGAUUUCUAAUGUUGAAGCUGUCAUGGAGCACCUCACAGAGUUGGACAUGCGAUGCAAUGACAUGAUGAAGGACAGAACUGCCACAACUUUCCCUGAAAUCAAGAGGAAAGUUCAGCAAUUCCAAGCGCUGUGUAAUCAGUACAGACAGGCUUUCCAGCAACAGCUAUCAGAACUCAUACCCUGUAUCCGUGGAGGAGGAGCAGAGGAAGGGGCCCUGGUGGACAUUUUAAGCAGCAAAGAACAAUCACCAUUCAAUACACAGAGACUCAAUGAAUAUCUGGAUACAAAGGAGCGAGAGAUGAAUUUAGUGGAUUCCUACCUUAGUGUGCUACAGAAUGUGGAAGUCGUAUCCUCCGAGAGUGAACUAGAAAAAAUAGUACUCAGCCUUAAGCAUGAUUCUGUUGUGUCUUUCACACUCACUUCAAUACACAACAAAGAACCAUAUUUAUCAGAUUUGAACUUUUGGCUUCAAAGACAGUUUCUGGAGAAAAUUCAAGAAUCAGCACCAGCCAGUUCUCCUGAUGAGAAAUCAAACUCCAAACAGUGGUUUGUGGAUGAAGAGAUAAGAAGAAAAGCACGAAAAUUCGCAAAGUCCUUCUUAGACUUUACUAAUGUCAAUAAAUCUCAAGCAAAGACCCGGUUCAUUGUGGCCUCCGUUCCAGAUGAGGACCAUCCAGGAGCUUCGAUUUACCUGUAUGCAGAUGGAGAGCUGGUCAGCCCCAAUUUUGAGCCUCCAUCAAAGCCUCUUCCUGCCCUGAUUGAUGGAAUCAGACAUGACCGUGUGCAGCUCACGUUUAACCCAGCAGCCUAUGGCAGGGCUGCGAUAUCCGGCUAUUGGGCAGAGUACAGAAUUGUAGGGCAGGAGAACUGGACGGCUGUGGAUGUAAAUAACACACAAGUGACAUUUACAGUAACAGGGCUACGUCCAAACACCGAGUACCAGUUCCGAUACGCUGCAGUGAGCAAACCAGGGCUCAGCGAGAGCAGCGACGUGAGUGAUCCUGUGAAGACGCUCCCUCCUACCAGCCCUCCUGCAAAGCCUAGAAAAACUAUUGUAGGUUCAUCAGCCAUCACCCUCACCUGGCAGAGUCCACAUGUCACUGGAGAUGGAGUCAGUAUAAGGGAGUAUAAGGUGGAAUACAAAGAGAAGACAGGAGAUACGAGUCAGGAGGGGAAAGACAAAUGGCUGGAACGAAGGACAGGAGAGAGAACAGAGUCCUGUAACAUUGAUGGACUGAGCCCUGAGAUGCCCUACAGGUUCCGAGUGUCGGCUGUGUGUGUGGACAGAGCUGUGAGUGACCCAAGCAAGGAGACUUCUAUCUCAACGCUAAAGAAAG
Terrapene triunguis (Three-toed box turtle) is the source of this 2049-nucleotide messenger RNA. RefSeq names its product stonustoxin subunit alpha-like. Lineage: Eukaryota; Metazoa; Chordata; Testudines; Emydidae. Gene Ontology annotation, molecular function: protein binding. The annotation marks the transcript as partial. The record is from RefSeq and is a predicted model, not a curated record. The transcript has a single exon.